Molecule: messenger RNA, 1254 nt
Organism: Eremothecium cymbalariae DBVPG#7215
Lineage: Eukaryota; Fungi; Ascomycota; Saccharomycetes; Saccharomycetales; Saccharomycetaceae
Gene: SAS4
Product: Sas4p
Exons: 1
Coding region: 1-1254 (417 amino acids)
Cellular component (GO): SAS acetyltransferase complex
Molecular function (GO): histone acetyltransferase activity
Source: RefSeq, a predicted model, not a curated record
AUGACAGGUCGAAGGGUGCUGAGGUCUAAGAUGAAAGCUGGUGCUUUUGCUGCAGAUGAUGAUGAGAAGUUUAAUUUCGAUAUCCAAGAAUAUGAAAUUGAUCCGUUUAAACCUUUGAAGGUGGUACAUAAAUCCAAGAGCCCUGUUAAGAAGAACAAUGGCGAAGAUGUUUUAAACACUAGAGAGAAAAUUAAACAAAUGCAUUUGAACAUUGACAAGGUUACCUUAGAUGAUAUUACUAAACAAAGUAAAUGUUUUCUUGUGUGCGACAGUGACGAGCCUUACGAGGCGUAUCAUAAGAAGAUGUUUAAGCAGGAGACACGAAUGAUAAACGAUGAUAAAAUUGAAUCGGAAAAUGAGGCAGAAAGAUUGCAACACAUAUAUGAGACACUGGAUAUGUUGGGAUGGGAGAAAGUGCUUGCACAAGUAACAGUGAUUCGUGAUGUUGAUGAUCAGAAGGAAUUAAAGACUAAAAGGGAAUUGACCAAGCUUGCUAUUCAAGAUAUGCUUUCUAAAUUCCAGGAUAUGAAAAGAAGGAUAAGCAUGCAGUCGAGGAAUAGUAGGCAUGGGAUGUAUAAUGUUGCUUCUAAUCCCCUACUCCUAUACAGUAAUCUUGAUCGUAGUCUCGUCUACGGUUACAGUAGCUCGUCAGACGAAGAAGAAGACUGUAUGACUAUUGAUCAAAUAAGACAGCAUAGGAAGACCUCAAGAGAGAAGAAAUUUGGUGGAUCAUUAGUCAUUCAGUUAUCUGCAAGUGCACGAUCUAAUGCACGUUAUGCAAUUAUAGCGGAGCCAUUGAGGUCACCAUAUGUUAUAAAAUAUACCAAAGAUGAGAGGGAUUAUUAUAAAAAGAAGCUAGAUGAUUCUCUUUCUAGAUUCAACUUCUUAGGGCCACUGCCUGACCAACUUGCUGUUUUCAAAGAGAAAAAUUCUAUUUCAUUAAUUCUAGAACCUAAAGCUUUAAGACCUAUGUCAGCCAAUGAAUCUGAUGGGCCCUCUCAAAAUUCUCUAUCGACUAUUGAUCAGAUAAGGAAAUUCAGAGUUACAGAUACGCAUUCUGCUGAUUCAUCAGUGUCGGAUAUUAACCCACCUUCUUCCCCUAUAGCAGCUAAUAAUACCUCACAAUCUGUUAUAAAUAUCUUACCGGUAAAGAGGAACGGGUCUACAAGUGAAAAGUCUUCUACAGGUAGUAAACGUCUUCACGAUCUAAUGAUAAAGAACUCAUUAACUGAUAUCACUCCAAGUCUAUGCUGA